Molecule: messenger RNA, 4665 nt
Organism: Pimephales promelas (fathead minnow)
Lineage: Eukaryota; Metazoa; Chordata; Actinopteri; Cypriniformes; Leuciscidae
Gene: oxsr1a
Product: oxidative stress responsive kinase 1a
Biological process (GO): intracellular signal transduction; peptidyl-threonine phosphorylation; negative regulation of potassium ion transmembrane transporter activity
Cellular component (GO): cytosol; cytoplasm
Molecular function (GO): ATP binding; protein serine/threonine kinase activity
Source: RefSeq, a predicted model, not a curated record
UCCAAGAUUUUGACACGAGGAAGAACGUUUUCCGCCUAAGGCGGGGUCACCGUCUCUGUUGGCAAAGUUUGGCUGUUGAGACAGAGAGCGGUCGGCAAGAUCAACAUAAGUAGAUCGAGUAUAAAUCCCGAAUCGUCCGUUUUCUAUCGCUUGCAGCCGCGUGAGCGUACAGUGUCGCGUGCGGCUGACGUGAUCUGACUGCAGUCAUGUCCGAGGACCCGAGCUCUCAACCUUGGUCUAUCGACAAGGAUGACUAUGAGCUACAGGAGGUGAUCGGGAGUGGAGCAACAGCUGUGGUCCAGGCGGCAUAUUGCAAACCCCGGAAGGAGAAGGUGGCCAUUAAACGCAUCAAUCUUGAGAAAUGUCAGACCAGCAUGGAUGAGCUCCUGAAAGAGAUCCAGGCAAUGAGCCAGUGCCAUCACCCUAAUAUUGUGUCUUAUUACACCUCCUUUGUGGUCAAGGAUGAACUUUGGCUGGUCAUGAAGUUGCUUAGUGGUGGCUCAGUUCUGGAUUUUAUCAAGUACAUCAUUUCUAAAGGGGAGCACAAAUCGGGUGUCAUGGAUGAGUCCAGCAUUGCCACCAUACUGAAAGAGGUGCUAGAAGGUCUCGAUUAUCUGCACAAAAAUGGUCAGAUUCACAGAGAUGUGAAGGCUGGAAAUAUUCUUUUAGGAGAGGACGGCUCUGUUCAAAUUGCAGACUUUGGUGUCAGUGCCUUUUUAGCAACUGGUGGAGACAUGACUAGAAACAAAGUGAGGAAGACAUUUGUUGGAACUCCUUGCUGGAUGGCCCCUGAGGUGAUGGAGCAGGUUAGGGGUUAUGAUUUCAAAGCUGAUAUCUGGAGUUUCGGGAUCACGGCUAUUGAGUUGGCAACUGGGGCUGCUCCGUAUCACAAAUAUCCUCCAAUGAAGGUUCUCAUGUUAACUCUGCAGAAUGACCCUCCGUGUCUAGAGACUGGAGUUACAGAUAAAGAAAUGGUUAAAAAAUAUGGUAAAUCCUUUCGGAAGAUGAUCUCCUUGUGCCUCCAGAAGGAUCCAGAAAAACGGCCUACAGCUGCAGAACUUUUAAAACACAAGUUCUUCACAAAAGCCAAGAACAACGAAUACUUGAAUGAAAAAUUGCUGGAGAGGGCGCCAACAAUAGGAGAGAGAUCUAGGAAGGUGCGGAGGGUUCCGGGUUCCAGCGGUCGCCUCCAUAAGACUGAGGAUGGAGAGUGGGAAUGGAGUGAUGAUGAGCUGGAUAUGGAGAGUGAGGAAGGGAAGGCAGCAGUGGCCGCUUUACGGUCACCCAGAGUAAAGGACGAGGCUGUGCAAAAUGCAGAGAUCUUUCCAGUGGAUCCAUUAAGCUUCCUGCAGCCAGUCGCUGCAGGACAGUCUGAAGUGCUACGUGUUGCAGAUGACACUGCCACAAUUUCAGUGUCCUCUGCAGGCUCCCAGGCUGUUGGCGCACCUACUAUGACAGGGCAGGACUCAGCCAAAAUCCCCAUCAGCCUGGUCCUAAGAUUAAGGAACACAAAGAAAGAGCUAAACGAUAUCAGAUUUGAGUUCAUGCCGGGGAGAGACACAGCUGACGGAGUGUCUCAAGAGCUUGUGUCUGCAGGACUAGUGGAUGGAAGAGAUUUAGUUAUUGUUGCAGCCAAUUUGCAGAAAAUCGUUGAUGAUCCACAAACCAACAAAAAUGUCACUUUCAAGCUGGCAUCGGGAGUGGACAGCUCUGAAAUUCCAGAUGACGUUAAACUCAUGGGAUUUGCUCAGCUGAGUAUAAGUUAAAACAGUAUUACCAGCAACCAGGAUAAAAAAAAACAAAAAAAAACCAGACUUUGUAAAUGCUUUCAUUGGCCUAAAGAAACCACUACUGCCAAAGAGACAGAAGGAAUCUGACACCACAUAGGAUUAACAAAUGUUGAAUAGGAUUGCAUCCACGUUCUUCACAGGAGCGCACCUCUGAUGUUUACAGUAUUCAUCCAUGUUUUGUUUUCUCCGUUGCUUUAAACGUUUGCACAAUCUGAACCAACUCCUUAUACUGGUAGAUGUCAAAAGAAGAUUGCCUUACUUUCGAUAGUACUACUGAAUUUACAACUGUAGGUAGCUGUGGAUCUCAUCUGUGAAAUGAAUAAGUGACUGUGUGUGCAUGCAGCUGUGUACCUCAAUGGAGGGUUUAGGGCAGCAUUGUCAUUUCGAAAGCAUUUAAGGGUGCAUGUUGGACCGCCUAUAAAGUCAGCUGUUCAGUACACCUAUCUGCAAUGUGGUCCGUCAUUUGGGAGCGAUAAACAUUGUGCGCUUUUACACUUUAACCAGUAAACACGGAAGCCACGUCACUCAGACAUGAUGCUUCACUGUUACACCUGUGCACUGCACCUCACAGUUACACAUUUCAGCUGCUGUCUCACUAUCGGGAUACGUUCCCAUCGUUUUGCAUGGGCUAAUGCCAGACUGCAUGAAUGAUUUUUGACUUAAGAUAUGCUGGUCAUUUUGCGCUCAUUUAAAUUUUCCAAAUGGUCUCUCCAUGAAAACAAGGUGCAAGAGAGAUGAGAUGAUGAGCUUUAAAAGAAAAAGAAAAAAACAUGAAGUAGAAAUUGAGUUUUUCAUCAAAUUGAUCUAUUUCCCAAUAUGCUGUUCUUUCAGAAAACAAUUUAAAUUGUGCAUUUGGCUUUACAGUAUAUUAGAAAAGGGUUAUAUGUCAUUUUGUGGAUUGAGCAUAUUGUUACAUUACAGGUUUCAUACAUGCAUAUCUAUUAAGUAUAGUGGCAGCUGUUUGAAUAGUGUUAAACUAGAUUUAAAUAAAAAACUGAAGGACUUUCCAGUGCUUGCAAGGUAGUAAAUUAAUAGCAUCAUCGAUGGCAUUUAAAAUGUUUUAAUAUUCUUGUAUUCAAUCUGAGAUUUUGAACAAAAUUUAACAUUUCUGAAUCUAUAAACUAUAUAUAAAUCUAAAUGCACAGGACACAUGAAAAUCAAAGUGGGAAUGGAGUCAUGAAUUGCAGUAAUGUGUAUAGAAAAAUGACUUUCGAUACAUUGCUGGCCUUGCAAGCACUGUUGAUGAAGUGAAGACUGGGACUGACCAGCAACGAACUAAACUUUAAUGCAGUCUAAGUGAUAUUGGCAAUAUAAUUUGUGUGUCUGUAAAUAUUAGGUCUAUUACACUUGCUUAUAUCAUUUGUCUCAGCUGUAGACUGAUGUCUGAUUCCAUGUUUAUAUAUAGGCAGAAAUGUGUUCACAUGCAACUGGCAUUUAAUCCUCUUUCAAAAACAGUUUUUUUUAUACCUUUUUGCUGAACUUUUACUAGGUUUAUUAUUAUAAUUAUUCUACACUUCACCCCAUUUUAUUUUCCAAUUUUUCCAGUUCAUUUCUGUCCUCGGCUUCCAACAAACAGUUCAUUUUAAUGUGGUUUCAAAACGGAUUAAUUUUAGACAUGGUCAGUGAUUAAUUUGCUGUCACUUUCUUACAUGCGUGUAUGUGCAAAUGACUGUUGAUCUAUUAUUAUUAUUAUUAUUUUUUAAGUAUUUAGUGUGAAUACAACAAUGAAUGUGGGUGGGGCAUCUUAAGUACUUGAUAAAAAAAAUAUGUAAAUAAUCAAAUUGGUGUUGUUUAUAUAUAAUAUAAACGGUAUACAAGCCGUUCACAGUUGGCCUUUCUAUGGACUCGAUGCGGUGGUUUGUCUUAUGUCUUGUUGUUGGCUUCUCCAUGUUCGCAGUCCUAAGACACUUCCCUCAAAGGAUUUCAUUUCUGAAAAUGUCCUCUAAAAGAUUACGUUAGCAAGACUUGAGAGUAGUUAAAAAAAUAAAAUGUCAAGUCGGGGGCUAUUUUUGUUUUUCUGCAUUUCGGUUUCUGCCUUGCUGUCUUUGUUUGGUUGUUAUUGUUGGACAGGUUGGUGGGAUUCUUAAAAAGAAUGCUUGUGUGUAUUUUGUGUGUUUUAAAUGGUUGACACAACUCAUUACAAUGGCAUGCCACCUUAAUUGUUGUUGUUUUUUUGUUUUUUUUUAAAGCUGGCUCAGAUUCCUUAAGGAGACUCAAGUCAAAGUCUGAACGCAAUGAUUUAAUUUCUUUGACCGUCAAAAAUGCUGCCCUUUCAUGAUUCUCUAAAGCUUCAACCAUUGUAAGACGCGUCCUUGUCUCAUUUUCUAUCUCACUUUCGUCAUAGUGAUAUGACAGUAUUUAUUUUUAUGUGUGCACAAGUGGUUGGCCUUUUUCUGGAAUGCAUUGGAAGUCAAUUGAAAGAAUAUUCUUGUUUCUCAUUUGUAUGAAUUCUUAAAGAUAAAUAAGCUGAUUUAUCUUGAGAUUGACACAUCAGAUCGUGUUAAUCUCUCCAUGCUCAUAUCUUUUCGCUGUAGUGGUGUUUCUGUGUUGAGCUGAGCUAAGUUGUCUAAUAUCAUUCCAUCAUUCAGCUCAUUCUGGAGGGAUGCUGUAUUUUCAAUCCAAACACAUGUAUGCAGGACUUUCAAAGAGGGAUUGCCUACUAUUUAAGUGUUUCCAGUUUUUAAAAAUGUGUCUUUUCGAUUUGUUUUUCUCAUUGAACUGUAAGGAAUGAACUGUCACAACACAAAAGAAAUGGAGGUAUUACUGUCUUAUAGUUACAAUUACUAUUAUAGUAUUUCACCUUUUGGGAUUUUCUGUGCAUGUGUACCCAAUUAUUUUUAAUAAUCAAUAAAGAAUGAAAUUUUUUUGCCCCUGC